Molecule: messenger RNA, 1300 nt
Organism: Fusarium redolens
Lineage: Eukaryota; Fungi; Ascomycota; Sordariomycetes; Hypocreales; Nectriaceae
Exons: 1
Coding region: 279-1253 (324 amino acids)
Source: RefSeq, a predicted model, not a curated record
GUGGAGUCGGGGUUCGAACAACAUUCUUCGGCGACUUUGCAUACAUGAUAGGGGCGUAUUGAGAAUCAAUUUGUCAGUGAUAAUGAAUGGUAGUAAUUGCGGAUUUGUAAUGGGAAUUGAAUCAAGGCUGCAGUUAAGACAUGGGAGGCUUCAGGAUGUUGAAAUAAGAAGCACCAUAAAACCCGAAGAGAGAUGAAUGAUCAAGACUCAGAACCUUCCCUUACACUACUAAUUCGACAUGUUCCCUCGAUAACUUCAAAACAUCUUUUGAUCUCAAAAUGCCUCUCAAACAGCCCAAGGUUGAGCCCCUGCCGCCUGGCAUCGACCUCACCAACAAAACAGCCAUCGUCACAGGUGCAACAGCCGGUAUUGGCCUCGAACUCUCCCGCCAACUUCUCAAUCUCAAUCUAUCGACUUUGAUCCUUGCAAUUAGAAAUGUCUCCAAGGGCGAAGAAGUCCGAAACUCGCUCUCUGCUAUCAAUCCCAAGGCAGUUGUCCAAGUGAUGAAGCUCGACACAACGGGUUACGCCAGUGUAAAGGCCUUCGCUGAGACGUUCAAGAGCAAACAUGGCAAACUUCACCUACUCAUGUUGAACGCCGGUAUAAGUGAUAUUAGUUUUGAACUUGCACCAAGUGGACACGAGAAGAACUUUCAGGUUAACUACCUCUCCAAUGUUCUUCUAACUCUGCUUCUUCUCCCCACUCUUGAGCGUACAGCAGAGCUUGAGGGCUCACCUACGCGCAUUACAUGGACAGGAAGUCGAAUGCAUUGGCAAACAAGCCUCGCUAGCAAAGUUCCUCUCAAGAAAGAUGAAGGCAUCUUUGAACACUUUGACGCACCUGGUGUCAUUCCCCCUCUCACCCGCUACGGCGACACAAAGCUUCUCGUUCUUCUCUUCCAACACGAACUCGCCAAUCGCUAUCCGCCCAAGAAAGUCAUCAUCAACCAGUUUUGCCCUGGUAUGGUCGAUACUUCUUUAACGGAUAUUCUGCCUGUUUACAUCCGGCUGCCGGCGCUGUUGCUUAAAGCUCUGCGUGCGAGAUCGGUUGACAAGGCAGGCUGGAUCGGAUUACAUGCUGCGCUUGUAGUGGGAGAAGAAACGCAUGGGCAGUUGUUGGGGGACAAGGAAGUUGCUGACUUGGGGGAUUUUGUGCCGUCGGAGGAAGGGAGGAGGAUUAGGAAGAUGUUGUGGGAGGAGACGGUUAAGGAGAUGAGAGGUUUGGUUGAGGUGCCUUCUUGGAUGGAAGGAUGAUUAGAUGCCAAUAUCACUUAGCUUUGCACUCCAUUUGAACUUCAUAG